This is a messenger RNA of Gryllus bimaculatus (two-spotted cricket), 315 nucleotides long. NCBI's taxonomy places the organism in Eukaryota, Metazoa, Arthropoda, Insecta, Orthoptera, Gryllidae. The record is from the annotation of a GenBank genome assembly.
AUGACGGGCAGGGCGAAAGCGCGUCAGCCAGGUGAUAGCUCACGAGCUGGCGCAUCAGUGGUUUGGCAACUGGGUGACGACCAAGUGGUGGAACUCCAUCUGGCUCAACGAAGGUUUCGCAGACCUGUUCGAGCACGAGGUCAUGCAUUCGAGGGAGCGCAUGGUCCUCGACGAGCAGAUGUACGCCUUCGACGCCGACUCCGACGCCUUGUCCCCAGCCCUCACUCUCGACGAGGACCGAGUGAACUCUCCGGAAGAAAUCGGCGCCCACUUCGGCACCAUCACCUACAGCAAGGUAUCGACAGAAAGACGUAG